AUGGAGGUUGGGCGACUUAGUCUUUGUAUUUCGUGGACGGUAAUUCUGGUUAUUUCUCUGCUGCAACGACCCACGUUUGCUAUCAAAAAGUCUUACGUGGUGUACUUCGGUGCACAUUCACACGAUUCAGAAACAUCUUCCAUCGAUCUCGAUCGAAUAGAAGACUCUCAUUACGAAUUUCUCGGUUCUUUCUUGGGAAGUAAAGAGAAGGCAAAAGACGCAAUUUUUUACUCUUACACGAGACAUAUCAACGGUUUUGCUGCAGAUCUUGAAGAUGAAGAAGCAGAACAAAUCUCAAAACAUCCGGAAGUUGUAUCGGUUUUCUUGGACAAGGGAAAUAAACUGCAUACAACGCGGUCAUGGGAUUUUCUCCGAAUGGAGAGAAAUGGAAGUAUUCCUUCGAAAUCCAUCUGGGUGAAGGCUCGAUUCGGCGAAGAUGUAAUAAUCGCAAACCUCGACAGCGGUGUUUGGCCUGAAUCAGAAAGCUUUGACGACAAGGGAAUGGGACCGGUUCCAUCAAGGUGGAGAGGAUUUUGUCAGAAUAACACCGAAGUUGGAGUUCGUUGUAACAGGAAGCUUAUUGGAGCGAGAUACUUCAACAAAGGCUACUCGACCCGAUUCAACGGAUUAUUACCCAGCGCUCGUGACUACAACGGUCACGGGACCCACACCCUAUCAACUGCUGGGGGUGGAUUCGUAGCCGGAGCCAACGUCCUCGGACACGGCAACGGAACUGCCAAAGGUGGGUCGCCGAAUGCCAGAGUGGCCGCAUACAAGGUCUGUUGGCCCACCGGCGACAGUAGUUCAUCCGACUGUAGCGAUGGCGACGUGCUUGCGGGCUUUGAUGCUGCGAUACACGAUGGUGUAGAUGUGCUGUCGAUUUCUCUGGGACAAACCGCAACCGAUUAUUUGACGGAUAGUGUAGCAAUCGGGUCGUUUCACGCCGUUAAGAAAGGGAUGGUCGUGGUUUGCUCAGCGGGGAAUACGGGACCAGCUUGGGGUUCUGUCAACAACGUUGCACCUUGGAUUAUAACGGUUGGGGCCAGUACCAUUGAUCGCCAAUUCUCCACUUACGUUGUACUCAGAAAUAACUUGCGUUUCAAGGGACAGAGCCUUUCACCUGACAGCUUGCCAGCAGAGAAGAUGUAUCCAGUCAUUAGAUCAGUCGAUGCUAAAGCUGGGAAUGCAACCGAACAUGAUGCAGAGAGCUGCGUUAUCGGAUCCCUCGACCCCAAGAUGGCGAAAGGCAAGAUUCUGGUAUGUCUUCGGGGCACAAACCCGAGAGUGGAGAAGGGCAAGGCAGUGAUGGACGCAGGUGGAAUUGGGAUGGUUCUCGUCAACGACAUUACUUCCGGCUAUGAAACCAUUCCUGAUGCCCAUAUUCUCCCCACCUCACAUAUCUCUGCAGCUGAUGGCCUCUCCCUUUUCUCUUACAUUAACUCCACUCAGUCCCCGGUGGCUUACAUUUCACCUGCGACGACAGAGCUAGAUGUUAAACCGGCGCCCACUGUUGCCUCGUUCUCAUCUCAGGGACCAAACAGCGUCACACCGGAGAUACUCAAGCCUGAUGUAAUUGCACCGGGGGUGAGCAUUAUAGCUGCUUUUACACAAGCAACUGGGCCUUCUGACCUUCCAUUUGAUUCACGUCGAGUUCUCUUCAACUCUCUGUCUGGCACGUCAAUGGCAUGCCCUCAUGUUUCCGGCAUCGUCGGCCUGCUCAAGACACUUCAUCCUGAUUGGAGUCCGGCGGCGAUCAAAUCGGCUUUAAUGACCACCGCUAGAAACAGAGACAAUAUGAGAGAGCACAUACACGGGUCAUCGCAGGACAGCGGAACUCCAUUUAGUAAUGGAGCUGGGCAUGUGCGACCAAACCGAGCAAUGGACCCUGGUUUGGUCUACGACGUAACCAUCCAGGAUUACUUAUACUUCUUGUGUGCUCUGGGGUACAGUGAGGAUUUGAUUGCAAAAUUUGCAAAUGAACACUAUAAUUGCCCCAAGUCCACCAGCCUGCUGGAAUUCAACUAUCCAGCAAUAAGCGUCCCCAGUUUAUAUGGAUCAGUCUCCCUGACUCGGAGGGUUAAGAACGUCGGCUCUCCUGGAAUUUACAAUGUUCGCAUCCGAGAACCUGCCGGAAUUUCAGUGAUGGUAGAACCCAAGAGGCUGAUAUUCAACCAGAUGGGUGAGGAAAAGAAAUACAGGGUUACUCUCAAGAUCAAGGAAGGUGGUUCAACUCAGAAUUAUGUUUUUGGGGGACUAACAUGGUCCGACGGGGUGCACUAUGUAAGGAGCCCCAUUGUGGUGGGCAUAGGCAAGUGAAUAUUUUGUAUCUUGCAUGUGGGUCCAUCAGAUUCUACCCUUUCACUGCUUUCAGCCCAAAUGUUUGACUUUGACGUGUCUAUGUCUACCCUAAUUAAUCCAUUAAUUUCCUCAA
Messenger RNA from Nelumbo nucifera (sacred lotus), 2431 nucleotides. RefSeq names its product subtilisin-like protease SBT5.4. The record is from RefSeq and is a predicted model, not a curated record. Gene Ontology annotation, molecular function: serine-type endopeptidase activity. NCBI's taxonomy places the organism in Eukaryota, Viridiplantae, Streptophyta, Magnoliopsida, Proteales, Nelumbonaceae. Gene Ontology annotation, biological process: proteolysis.